This is a messenger RNA of Mytilus trossulus (common blue mussel), 2975 nucleotides long. Its product is annotated as periostin-like. Bases 251 to 2278 code for a protein of 675 amino acids. The transcript is spliced from 14 exons. The record is from RefSeq and is a predicted model, not a curated record. Lineage: Eukaryota; Metazoa; Mollusca; Bivalvia; Mytilida; Mytilidae.
AAAAAACAUAUAUAUCACUGAAAUAAAAGUAUGUGAGAGUUACACAGAAGGCAUUCGAAGUUAUAUAGUUAAUAGUUUUUGCAGAUACUUAUGAAUGAAAAUUUUGUGCACGUGGACAAAUAAAAAACAAGUGGAUUUUAUUGAUUUUUUUCCCAAUUGGAGUACUUUUAAAUUGGAAUCAAUAGUGAAAUAGUGAAUUUAGUUGAUUUUUGUUCUUUGUGGACUGAAACUGUCGAAAAUUUUACCAGAAAUGGACUGCAUUAUCAACUUCCUGUCUUGGAGCCUCGUCUUGAGUCUGGUGACCAGCAGAAAAAACUACAAUUAUCACACUUACAGUCCCUACUAUCAGUAUUCUAAACUGAGAAAUAUUCGGUCUAUACGUCAGAUAACAGACGACGCCAUGAUGGGUGACCAACCAGAUUCUGGUCCAAACAUAUGUAAGAUAAAGGAAGUAUAUGGGACUGGAGAGAGAUUCUACCAAGGUUUUACAGACAAGAGGCCCAAGAGGAUAUGUGAUCGGCCCACGUUUAUAAGAUAUACAUGUUGUACUGGGUACAGUAGAGAGGAAACAGGCAAAGGAUGUCCCAUCACCAAACCUUUGACGAACAUAGUGGAAACAGCAGGUGACAAGUUGUUCCUGUCAAAGUUUGUAGCACUGUUAACUAAUACAGAGCUAGAAGAAAGCUUGAAGUUUGACGGAGCAUUUACAGCUUUUGUUCCUGUUGAUGAAGGUUUUCUUAACAUAUCAUAUGAUGAUAGAGAGAGGCUACAUCCAUGGACUUUCAAUGCACCUUCAUUGGUCCAUUAUCAUGUGGUAAAAGGUCGUCACAGUUAUUCCAAGUUUAGAAAGAAUCAAGAAAUACCAACAUUAUAUUAUGGAGCCAAAGAUGUCAGGAUAAACAAAUAUGCUUAUGGGGUUGUUACUGUAAACUGUGCCAGGAUUAUUAUGCCUGAUCAACCUGCUUCUAAUGGUAUCAUACAUGUUAUUGAUAGGAUGAUAAAACCAUUGGACUCCAUAGGUGACUUGGCAGAAAUAUUACUUAAACAAGACAGAUUUUCCAAGUUCUCCCAACUGUUGUACAAAGCAAACUUGGUUAAAAUGUUACAAGGAGACAGACAUUUUACCAUCUUUGCACCAAAUGAUGCAGCUUUUGACAGAUUGCCUAAAAUUAUAAAAGAAAAGAUUUUAACAGAGAGAAAAGUAGCUGAAGCUAUAGCUAAAUACCAUAUAGUAAAAGGUGUCCACUGUAGUGCAAGUACAAUUAUGACAUGGGGAUUAAAUACGUUACAUAGUGGAUCACUUACUUUCCGCUGUAAAUUCAAUGGAAAUUAUGUAAACGAAGCCAAGCUAUUGACAGAGGACAUAAUGGCUGGUAAUGGAGUAGUCCAUGUUAUUGAUAAAGUUUUGUUACCAGAUUCAGUUAAAAAUAUGUUGGAGAUUGCAGAAACAUACGAUACAAAGACAUUUGUAGAAUUAGCAAGAAAUGCUGGAUUGACAGACAAAAUACAGACGAAAAAAGAUGUUUCUAUAUUUGUUCCAAAUGAUGAUGCUUUCGCAGCAUUACCACCAGAAUAUAUGGCGUCAUUACGAGAACAGCCAGGGAUAGUGGAACAGAUGAUAGAUUAUCAUACUGUUCUAGGUAGCUUCACUACAGAUAAACUGAGAGGGAACCAGUUACUAGACACUGAACUGAAACCUACUAAACUUAAAGUCAGUGUAUUUAUGAAUGGUUUAACUAUAGAUGAUGCCCAUUUAGUAAUACCAGAUAUAGAAAGCAAUAAUGGAGUUCUACAUGUUAUAGACAAAGUUCUUGUUCCUCCUGGUUUAAAUAUGAUGGAGCUUCUUAAUGUGGAUGAGGAAUUAAGUAUGUUUAAAGACUAUGUAAAGAAAGCUGGACUGACCGAGAAGUUUACAAGUGAUGAACAAAUAACAGUGUUUGCUCCUUCAAAUGAAGCUUUUAAAAAAAUGAGUAAUUAUCAGAAGAAAUUUUUCUUAGAAUCUGAAAGUGGCAUUAAAAUGCUACUUGAAAGACACAUGGUAAAUGGAGUAGUGGUUUCUAUAGGAAUGUCAAAAGACGCCAUCUUUACUAUUCCAUCUAUCCAAUCAGAUAGUCUUAAUUUGACCUUUGACUCUGACGAAACAACACUACGUAUCAACAAAUUAUCAAAAGGAGUAACUUUAGAUAUGUUAGCUACAAACGGUAUUUUGAUUAAAAUUGACCGAGUGCUAGUCUGUGAAAGUUGUAAACAGGUCGAAAUUAAAAAAGAAUUAUUGUAAAUUGUUUUAUUGUAAAUGUUCUAAAUUUGCUCAUAAUUUCUGCUAUAAGAAUUGAAUUUAUGAUUAACUUGACACUGUUGCUAAGAAUGUUCAAUGUUUGACCAUUUUCAUUUAUUCAUUUCAUUUUAUCAAAAAUUCAUAUGAACUUUUCUUGAAAUUAGAACCUUAUAAUAUAUAAAGUAAAUAUAAUAUGAUGUGAAAAUUUACCAUGAAUGCUUCCAUAAUGUAAAUACUGAGAGCCUAACUUUAUCAUGACAUAUUGUAUUAUUUUGUAAAUUAUUUGCUGUAUAAUUUUCUGUGGAAGCUAUGUAUAUAAUAAUUCUGAUUAGUCUCAGAUUUUCCUUUGCUCUUGUUUACUAAUUCAAUAUAUCCCCAUAAUCUCACUGUACAUACAAUAAACAAGGGCACAUGAAAAUCUUGUUUUAAUCUGGUAUAAACUCAUAAAAUGUACCGGUAUAUCCAGAUUUUCUUUUGCCCUUGUUUUCUAAAAUGUCCCAAUCUUUUCAUUGGACAUAAGUGUAAACAGGGCAAGAGAAGAUCUAAAUUAUGUAUAUAUUUUGACUUUUAAAUGUUGGUAAUGUUGCUUUGUUUAUAGGUCAUUGUAUAUUGCUAGUGUUGAAAAUGUUAGAUUUUGUAUACCACAUGAUGAAAGUGUUAUGAAUGUGCAAUAAUAUGUCAGAAUUAAAUACUUUUUUAC